AUGGAGAAUGCCAAUUCUAUCCAGGAGUUUAUGGGAGUGAAAGUCAUGGUAGAAAAAGGCUUGGAUCGAUUUCCUCAUCAUAUUAUCAGGUCCUUUAAAGAGGAUCCAAAAGUCUUACAGGGUAUUGAAGAUGAACAGCACGAGAAUAUACCAGUUAUUGAUCUGCAGGAACAAGUACAUGAUAGUCCUUUUGGCCUUUCUGCCAAUCUUGUGGAGGCCAUCGGUCGAGCUUGUCAUGAGUGGGGCUGCUUUCAGGUGAUAAAUCAUGGCAUUGCUCCAUCGUCAAUGAAUGAAAUGAUGGAGGCAGCUCGACAGUUCUUUGAGUUACCAGAGGAACAGAAAACGAAGUACUUUACUUUGGACACAAUGUCAAGUUUUUGCUAUGCAUCGAGCUUCAACAUGCAGAAGGAUAAAGUACUGAGCUGGAGAGACUUCAUUCGUUACUCCUGUCAUCCGCUAGACGAUGUCAUAUCUCACUGGCCCAGCUCUCCGCCUACAUUUAGGUAA
Messenger RNA from Cryptomeria japonica (Japanese cedar), 507 nucleotides. Its product is annotated as protein DMR6-LIKE OXYGENASE 2-like. The coding region runs from base 1 to 507 and encodes 168 amino acids. The transcript has 2 exons. NCBI's taxonomy places the organism in Eukaryota, Viridiplantae, Streptophyta, Pinopsida, Cupressales, Cupressaceae. The record is from RefSeq and is a predicted model, not a curated record.